This is a messenger RNA of Acinonyx jubatus (cheetah), 10231 nucleotides long. It is a transcript of the gene ZNF713, whose product is annotated as zinc finger protein 713. The transcript is spliced from 6 exons. Bases 7956 to 9320 code for a protein of 454 amino acids. NCBI's taxonomy places the organism in Eukaryota, Metazoa, Chordata, Mammalia, Carnivora, Felidae. Gene Ontology annotation, molecular function: RNA polymerase II cis-regulatory region sequence-specific DNA binding; DNA-binding transcription repressor activity, RNA polymerase II-specific. Gene Ontology annotation, biological process: negative regulation of transcription by RNA polymerase II. The record is from RefSeq and is a predicted model, not a curated record.
GUGUUGCAAGGCUAUAGAUUAUCUUUCAGGAACCAGGCCACGAUCAAACCUUUCCUUAAAAUGUACAGUCUGGGCCACCCAGACCUGCUUAGUUCAUCCUUUCCUGCACUCUGUACUUUGUAAUAAAGAAUUCUUACAAAUUAGUGGAAAAGGCAAAAUGGUAGAAAAGUGGACAAAUUACACAAAAGUGUAAUUUAUGAAAGAAGAAACAUGAAAACUAAAAAUGUAAAGUCUGCUUCCCAUGUUAUCUAAGAAUUACAUUCUAAAGCAGUAAUUAUAUACUAUGUAUUAUAUUUAAAAAGAAUAAUGCUGAUCAUUCUUGGCUAAUGGUCACUCUCAUAUAUUGUUGAUUAAUAUGAAAAAUGGUACAACCUUCCUCAAUAGUGUUUUGUCUUCCUUUUGAUCCAGCAGUUCCACUUCUAGGAAUCUAUCCUAAAGAAAUAAUCACACAAAAUUAUGCCAAGACUGUAUAAUGUUUGCUGUCGUCUAUAACAGGAAAAAAGAAAUAAAGCUCCCUAAAUGCCUAUUAAUAAUUAACUUAUUAAACAAGUUUUAGGUAUUGCAAGCAAUUGAAUAUACCAUGACACUAUUUUUUUUAAUUUUUUUCCUUUUUUAUUUUAUUUCUUUUGUAUUUUAUUUUAUUAUUUAUUUAAUUCCAGUAAACUUAACAUACAGUGUUAUAUUAGCUUCAGGUGUACAAUAAGUGAUUCGACAAUUCUAUAUACUAUUCAGUGCUCAUCAUAAUAAAUCUACUCUUUAAUCUCCACCACCCAUUUCACCAUCCCUCCCCACUCACCUCAUCUCUGGUAACCAUCAGUUUGUUCUUUAUAGUUAAGAAUCUGUUUCUUGGUUUGUCUUUCUUUUUUUUUUUUCUUUUGCUUGUUUGUUUUGUUUCUUAAAUACCACCUGUGAGUGAAGUCAUAUGGAAUGUAUCUUUUUCUGACUUAUUUUGUUUAGCAUAAUACUGUCUAGCUCCAUCCAUGCUGUCACAAAUGGCAAAAUUUCAUUCUUUUUUGAUGGCUGAUUAAUAUUCCAUUGCAUAUAUAUGCCACAUCUUUAUCGAUCUAUCUGUAGACACAGGCUGCUGUAAACAGUGUGGCAGUAAACAUAGGGGUGCAUGUAUCCCCUUGAAUUAGUGUUUUUUUGUAUUUGGGGGUAAAUACCCAGUAGUGCCAUUGCUGGAUCAUAGGGCAGUUCUAAUUUUAACUUUUUCAGAAACCUCCAUAAUGUCUUCCACAGUGGCUGCACCAGUUUGCAUUCCCAACAGUGCAAGAAGGUUCCCCUUUAUCUGCAUCCUAGCCAACACUUAUUGUUUCAUGUGCUUUUUAUUUUAGCCAGUCUGUCAGGUGUGAAGUGACACCUCAUUCUAGUUUUGAUUUGCAUUUCCUUGAUGAUGAGUGAUGUUGAAUAUCUUUUCAUGCAUCUGUUGGCCAUCUGGAUGUCUUCUUGGGAGAAAUUUCUGUUCAUUUCUUCUGCCCAUCCUUAAUUGGAUUAUUUGGGAGGUUGUGUUUUUUGUUUUUUGGUUUUUUUUUUUGGUAUUGAGUUGUUUGUAUAAGUUCUUUAUAUAUUUUGGAUACUAACGCUUCAUCAGAUAUAUCCUUUGUAAACAUUUUCUCCCAUUCAGUAGGUUACCUUUUAGUUUUGUUGAUGUUUCCUUAGAUGUGCAGAAGCUUUUUAUUGUGAUGUAGUCCCAAUAGCUUAUUUUUGCUUUUAUUUCCCUUACCUUGGAAGACUUAUCUAGAAAAAUUUUGCUACAGCUGAUGUCUGAGUGCCUGUGCCCUCUUCUGCAAUUUUUAUAGUUUCAGGUUUUACAUUUAGGUUUUUAAUCCAUUUUGAAUUUAUAUUUGCAUAUGGUAUAAGAAGGUGGUCCAGUUUCAUUCUUUUGCACAUAGCUGUCCAAUUUUCCCAGCACCAUUUGUUGAAGAGACUGUAUGACCCUAGUUUUUUUAAUAUUUAGAUUUUUGUUUUCUGUCCUGAAGUGAUGUACAUAAUACUGUCAAUUAAAACCCAGAUUUCAGAAAAGAAAAUCAGACAUAUAAUAAUGACAUAUGCCAUAUUAUAAUAUGUGUGAGAAUUAGUAUAGAAAAAGCUGGGAAGUAUGUAUCCCCAAAAAACUGGUUAUCUCUGGGUAAUGAUAUUAUAAGUGAUUUUCUUUCUGCUUUUCUAUGUUUACAAAAAUUUUUGUUUUAAUAUUUGUCAGAAAAUAAAAUUAAGGUGUUUCCAAGGUAGAGAAAAGGUGUGGAGAGAGAAAUCACUCUGACUCCAGCAUGAAGAAAAUACUGGACUAAAGUUAAGGACCAGUUUGAUGGAUGCAGAAGUAGUCAAAGUGAGAGAUGAUAGUGGCCUGAAUCAAGGUAGUGGAAGUGAAGAUGGGACAUUCACUACAUAUUUAAGGGGAUAAAUUUACCAGGAUUUGACUUUAAUUGAAGAGAGAGACUAAGGGAAAGAAAGAAAGAGAGGUCAGGAAUGGCAUUCAGGUUUCAGGCUUGGUGGUGCUAUUCAUUGAGAUAGGGAAUUUAACAGGAGAAUAAGAACAGUGUGUAACAAACUGAUGAAUGGAUAAAGAAGUUAUGGUUUAUAUACACAAUGAAAUACUACUUGGCAAUGAGAAAGAAUGAAAUAUGGCCUUUUGUAGCAACAUGGAUGGAACUGGAGAGUGUUAUGCUAAGUGAAAUAAGUCAUACAGAGAAAGAUAACAUAUGUGUUCACUCUCAUGUGGAUCCUGACAAAUUUAACAGGAGACCGUGGGGGAGGGUAAGGAAAAAAAAAGUUAGAGAGGGAGGGAACCAAACCAUAAGAGACUCUUAAAAUCUGAGAAUAAACUGAGGGUUGAUAGGGGGUGGGAGGGAGAGGAGGUUGGGUGAUGGGCAUUGAGGAGGGCACCUGUUGGGAUGAACACUGGGUGUUGUAUGGAAACCAAUUUGACAAUAAAUUUCAUUUUUAAAUAAAUAAAUACUAAAAACAAAACAAAACAAAAAAAGAACAGUAUGUAACAUAUAAAUAUGUCUACUAUGUGGCAUUUUGUUUUAAAUAUUUUCAAAAUAUUCACUUACUUAAUCCUCAACAAACCCAUGAGGUAGGUACUAUUAUAACUAGUUUUACAAAUGAGGAAAUUGAAACAUUGAAAGGUUGAGUAACUUAUACAACCAAACUCACACAGCUAGUAAGUAGUGGAGCUAGGAAUCAAACCCAAUCAGUUUGGCGAUAGAGUUGGUGUUCAUGCAUACUUCAUUGCAAAUAUAUGGCAAGAGGCUUAAGAGAGAAUGAGUUUGGGACAUGUUAGGUUUGAAAGAUCUGAGGGACACAUGCCUGGGGAUGUCCAGUAAGGUGGUUGGGUAGAUAUGUGAUUAUGUAGCUCAAAAAAGAUGAUCAGUGAAAUCAUGGCAGUGGGUAAAGCUGAAGGAAUCCACCUGAGAACAAAUAGAAGAGAAUAAACACAAGUACUAACAAAUGGACCUAACUGUAUUACAAGUGAAUGACAUAACCACACUGAAGGAAGUGGCAAAGAAAAAAAUUAAAUUAUUUUAGAAAACACUAUCUUGACUAGAUACUGUAUAACAAAAGACAAAGAGAACUCUACACAGAUGCUGUAAUUUCCAGUUAAUAACUGUGUUUGUCACAGGGGUAUGAGUCAAUUCUGAAACUACUUUAUGUAUAUACCAAAACUGAACAAAUAAGUAAAUAUAUUGUGGAUACUAAGAGCCAACAAUCUUCCUCCUUUCCUCACUGGUAACUUCUUUGUUGAAGAAAGAAGUGAGGAAAAGAGGAGGAUUAAAAAUGAGCCCUGAGGUAUUGGAUUGGAAUCAGAGGUGUCAUAAUGAACUUGUAGCGUUUAAUACAUAGAUGAAUACAGUGUGUGUGUGUGUGUGUGUGUCCAUGUGUCCGUGUGUCCUAUCUCUCCUAGAGGGCCUAGAAGCAAUGAUACCCCAGUAGCAGCGAGCACAGCUGAUCUUUGUGCUGAUCCAGCACCCAGAUCUUUGUUUCUAAGCACUUCUCCAAUAAAAGGAACUAGGGCUCCUUGGAGAAGUUGAUUUCUAGGGCUGGGCAGGGAUAAUACAAGAACUUGAAACAUCUUACAGUGCCAAGAAGUGCUCAGAAUAGGAUAGAGGCUGGUCAGAAUAACAUAGGAGCCUCCAACUGACCAAAGCCAAAACUAUUUGUGCAAUAAAAUAAUGAUAAUAUUGGUGCUUACAAAAUAUUCAUGAGUUCAUAGUGACAUAAAUAAAUUAGUAAAUAAAUGAUAAGAGAUAUGGAGCAGCUUUUCCUUGCAGAAAAAUUUCAGUUAAUAAAUUAGUGGGAGGUAUACCUGGGUGGCUCAGUUGCUUAAGCGUCAGACUUUGGCUCAGGUCAUGAUCUGACAGUUCAUGGGUUUAAGCCCUGUGUCAGGCGCUGGCUGACAGCGCAGAGCCUGCUUCAGAUCCUGUCUCCCUGCCCCUCCCCAGCUCCCUCUCCCUCACUCAGAAGUAAACAUUAAAAAUGUAUACAUAAAUAAGUUAAUGGGAAAGAGAGAAAUAGAGAAAUCACCAUUAGACCAACACUAUAUUACUAAUUGUUGCAGACAAGAUAAAUUGAUGGAUGCUAAAGUUAGUGGGUUUGAGAAGAGUCAGGAUAUUUAUAUCUUCAAGUAUCUCCCCAAGAUAUUUAUCAGCUACAGAGGGAAAGAUGGUUACUCUACAGUAGAGAAGCCAGGUGAACACCACCUUAACCAAGUGAUAAAGGUUAACAUUAUCAUUAAUGAAGUGUACCAACAUCAUAAACCCAUUAAUGCGAUGUAAAAGAUAAAAGAUCACUUCUGUGUUAUUCUUGCCAAAAAUACUUAGCUUCAUUCCAACCAUGAGAAAACAUCAGACAAACCCGAAUUGAGGGACACUGCAAAAUAACUCAGCAGUACUCUUCAAAAGUAUUAAGCUCAAGAAAGACAGAAAGGCUGAGGAACUUACAGAUUGGAGAAGACAAAGGGAAAAAACAACUAAAUUCCAUGUGGGAUCCUGGAUCAAAGAAAAAAUACUACUAGAGAAACUAGUAAAUUUUGAGUAGUUUGAAUUAAUAGUAUUGUACCAAUUUAAAUUCCUUGUUUUGAUCAUCGUAUUAUAGGCAUAUAAAAUAUUAACAUUUGGACAAGUAGGGUGAAUUGUAUGUGGGAAUUGUGUAUUAUUCUUGUAACUUUACUGUAAGUCUAAAAUUGGUUCAAAAUAAGUUAAAAAAUAGAAGAGGAAACAGAAGAACCCUUUCAUUUACUCAUUUAGCAGAUACUGAGUGCCUACUAUGAGCCACAUACUGAAAGUAUUAAAAGUGGAAUAGUAAAUAAGACAGAAAAGAUUCCUGUCUUCAUGGAGGUUAACAUCACACAAUGGUGAGGUAUAAAUAAAAAUGAUGACUACAAGUAAUUAACAAUGAUAAAAAGUGCUACCAAAAAAAAGGAAGGUGUAAAUGAGGGACCUCACAUGUCUGUGAUAUCAAAAAUCUUCCUUGAUUUAAACUGAGACCUGAAGGAAGAGUAAGUGUCAUCUGGAGUGGAGGAGGGGAGAUACCACACAGGACACAUUUAAGGACUUAAAAGCAGAGCUGUGUAGAUGAAAUCUCAGAAGCAAGCAGGGGAGUGGCUUGAAAGAUCAGGAAGCAGGUCACAGGAUUUUUUAUGGCUUUGUAUUCCAGCCUAAGAGCUGUAGGGAGCCACUGAAGAAUUUCAAAUAAGGGACUGAUAUGAUCAGAUUUGUAUACCUUUAAAGAUUCCUUUACUUCACCUGUGGAGGGAACAAAGAUAGAUAUUGAAAACUCCUAAGGAACAACAAUAUGUAAAUGGUAGGCAGAGGAAAAGGGACUAGAGCAUAGCCUGCUGAGAAAGACUGUGGACAUAAAGCAAAACACAGCUGUUAGUAAUGUCAGAUAUCCAUCAGAGCUCAGGAAGUAAUAAAGCCCAUUGCAUGAACAAAAGUGUUGUUGACAUUCCUAACCAGAGCAAUUUUAGCGGUGUGCUGAUGGCAAAACAGAAGAAAGAUCAUAGAUAAUUGAAAAAUAAAUGGGUAAUGAAGAAGUAGAGACAAGUACUAACAAUCCUUUGAAGAGUUGUAGCCUUGAAAAAAGAAUGGAUAUUAGUUACAAAAGGGCAUAUAGCCAGUGAAAGUUUUUAAUGCUGGGAGAGAUCUUAAAUGGUUUUAAAUUAUGACAGGAGGAGUCAAUAAAAUGAAAGAUCAAGUUGCAGAUCAAGGACUGAGAAGAUAUAUGCUAGAUUCAGGCCUAUAGGGAGGCUGGAGAGAAUGGUUUGAUCCUAGAGAAGAAAUAUUUUUUAAGGCAAAUCCCUGGGCCAAGAAUACUCCCCCAGAGAUGCCAUUUCAUUAGGUCUGGGAUUGAACCAGUGAAUCUGCUUUUCAGCAAGUGCUGUGUGAUUCAAGUGAUCUGCAGACCACACUUUGAUAAACAUUGCUCUUUUUUUCUAUUUUUCCCCUAUACUAAGCCACUCCUGUCUUUUUUUUUUUAAUGUUUACUUCUUGAGAGAGAAACAGAGCAUGAGCGGGGGAGGGACACAGAGAGAGAGAGAGGGAGACACAGAACCUGAAGCAGGCUCCAGGCUCUGAGCUGUCAGCACCCAGCCUGACGUGGGGCUUGAACUCACAAGCGAGAUUAUGACCUGAGCCGAUGUUGGACACCCAACCGACUGAGCCACCCAGGCACCUCAAGCCACCCCUGUCUUCACUUUCUUCCCCAUCCAGUCUAUAACAUAAGGUUCCCUGGUUCAUAGUCUAGCAUUUUGUAAGGGAAGAAACUUCAGAACUACUAUGGCACCGGAAGUGGGUGACAGAAGUAGAAUGAUGGCGAAAAUCACUGGCAUUGAAAAAGUUAACAAAAUUAGAGGCUCUGAUAAUGGUUCUGAAUUCCUGCUUGCUUAAAAAUCACUUGUGAGGCACUUAAAAAAUGUAUAGAUGCGGGACUUCAUCUCAACAGUUUUUGGGUGGAACCUGGACAUGUAUAUAUACGUUAAUAUAUACAUGGUCAAGGAAGUUCACUCAGAUUUUUGGAAAAGCUUGGAGGAAAAACGGUGUUAAGCCGGAAGUCAUUCUUCAUCUGAAUUGAUUAUAAUUUUAGUAUUCCUUAGGCAGUCAUGGGAAUUCCUUACUUUCCAAGCCAUCAUGGUUACAUAUUUGAAAAAGCCUGUGGUGAUACCACAGGCUUCUCUGGAAAGGACUACAUGUGUAUUGUAUGAAAAAUUACACACAGUUUGGGGAUGGAGAGUGGUUGGUUUGGGGGGUUUUGUGUGCGUUUUUUUCCAAUACAGGAAUUAUAAGGGAAAUUUUCAGAAGGGGAUCAGAUUAAAAAAUGAAAAGGGAGAGAACAGGUACUAAGAAGAACUUCAGAGUAUACUAGAAGGAACCUAGGGCUGUGAACCAGGAGACCUAGGUUCUAGAACCAGCUCUUUCACUUAGUUCUAUGAUCUUCAGCUUCAGAAUCCUCCUUUAAACCAAAAAGCUGAGAACUAAAUCAGUGCUUCCAACGUGUGUUCUCUGGAAACUUAGUCUCAUCAGAUGCCAUAAGAAAAUUCUCAAAUAACUAAGUUUGCAAGCAAUAUAUAUUUGACAUGCUCUUUAUCCCCUUGGGUUCACACGUAUGAAGGAGAAACCCUGUUCUGCCUAACUUGACUCUCUAGGUCACUAAGUGACUGAGACUGCUGGACUUCUUUUGUAAGACUGGUGCAUCUCAUUACAUGUGCUACACCUGAUAUAGUAUCUCACAAGAUUCCGGUCAGAAGGGAGAUUUGAGUAUCAUAGUGAAGUCUGUUCAUGAAAGACUGAUGCCUUUAGGGGGAAAAAGUAAUAGCCGCUUUGAGGAACCCCCACGUGUCAACCUUGCAUGAACAAGGCAAGAUUCUGAGAGUGGCUGCCCUGAGAAGUCAUUCUUGUGGAUAGCCAUUGGCUCCUGAGGUUCUCAUCAGAGAUAAAGCACCUUUAAUACCUGGGAUUAUGCCCUCUCAGAAUGUUAUACUUUCCCAAAGAGGGAACAUGGAAGAGAAGGAAAUGAAUGAUGAAUCACAGAUAGUCAGGUCUCAGGAAUCACUGACGUUCCAGGAUGUGGCUGUGGACUUCACACGAGAGGAGUGGGACCAGCUCUACCCUGCUCAGAAGAAUCUUUACCGAGAUGUGAUGCUGGAGAACUACAGGAAUCUGGUCGCACUGGGGCAUCAACUUUAUAAGCCAGAGGUGAUCUCUCAGUUGGAGCAGGAGGAGCAAUGGAUGAUGGAAAGAGGCAGCUCAGGGGACAUUCGUGCAGGUGGAGAGAAUAGACCUGAUAUCAGAAAAUCAAUUCCAAACCAGAAUAUUUCUGAUGAAAAUCAAAACCAUGACAUGAUAAUGGAGAGACUAACAGGAGACAGUUUCUGGUACUCCAUCUUAGGAGGACUCUGGGAUUUUGAUUACCAAUUAGAGUUUAACCAAGAAAAUCAGCAGAGACAUUUAGCACAAGUAUCUUUCACCCACAAAAAGAUCACACAGGAGAGAAGCCUUGACUGUAAUAGAUUUGGAGAAAACUAUAAUGUAAACUCAAACCUUAUUAUGCAUCAGAGAAUUCCUUCAAUUAAAAUACCCCUUAAUUCUGACACACAAGGAAAUAGCAUCAAACAUAAUUCAGACUUGAUUUACUAUCAGAGAGACUAUGUAAGAAAGAAUCCUUAUGAAUAUAAUGAAUGUGGAAAAUUCUUCAAUCAACAUAUUCUUCUUACUAAUCAUAUUCAUACUGAAGAGAAACCCAGUGAAUGUGGGAAAGCCUUCAGCCACAACUCAUCUCUUACUCAACCUCAGAUAGUCCUUACAGGAGAGAAGCCCUAUAAGUGUGAUGAAUGUGGGAAAAGAUUCAGCCAGAGGAUUCAUCUUAUUCAACAUCAGCGAAUUCACACAGGAGAAAAACCUUUUAUAUGCAAUGAAUGUGGGAAAGCCUUCCGUCAACAUUCAUCCUUUACUCAACAUCUGAGAAUUCAUACUGGAGAGAAGCCCUACAAAUGUAAUCAAUGUGGUAAAGCCUUUAGCCGUAUCACAUCCCUUACUGAACAUCAUAGACUUCAUACCGGAGAGAAACCUUAUGAAUGUAGUUUCUGUGGGAAAGCCUUCAGCCAGAGGACGCAUCUUAAUCAGCAUGAGAGAACUCAUACAGGAGAGAAACCCUAUAAAUGUAAUGAAUGUGAGAAAGCCUUCAGCCAGAGUGCACAUCUUAAUCAACAUAGGAAGAUCCAUACUCGGGAGAAAUUGUGUGAAUAUAAUAAAUGUGAGAAAACCUUAAGUUCUAGUCCUUCUCUUACCCAGCAGCAUAUAACUCACAGGGGGGAAAUCAUAUGAAUAUAUAAAUAUAGGAAAACUUUUGGUCAGAUCUUUUCAUCCCCUUGAAUAUAAAAUUAUUCAUACAGAAGAGAAAAUUUAUAAAUAAACUUUUAAUGCAUAGAAACCAAAUAAAUUUAGAUCUUAAAUUAGCAUAUUCCCAGGAGAGAUUAUAAAUAGUGAAAAUAAUUUAUUUUAUAAAUAAGGUAAUAUUGAGUCAUGUUCCAAAUAUGAUAUAAAACUUUUUUUAAUGAUCAGAAAUCUUAUAGGCAAUAAUCUGAAAUUAUUCUCCUGUAACUUUUAUGAUAUAAAGUUUUUAAAGUAUGUAAACAUUGAUUACUUAAAGCAGUGAUGUAGUAUAACCAGUCACAUAAACUUUAAAUAAACAUAAAAGCAAUAUUUCUCAAACCAGCCAUUUGUUUCCUUUACAGUUUUUACCAUAUUCAGUGUUUACUUAAAAUUUUUCCUUAAAGGGAUUCAGAAUUUUUAGUAUUGCCUAGGAAAUAUUAUUUGCAGAAAUUUUGAGUUUUAUAUGCCAAUUAUAUUUGUUCUAAAAUAAAUAAACAUAUUUAUUUAUCAAAAUACAUAUAUAACUUUGAAAUUAAAAAUAUCCACUUGAUGUACUACCUAAAUCUUCUGUACCUUUAUUUGAAAAACAAUGUGACAGGAUAUUGACAGUGUUUGUUUUCAUUUCAGCAACUUUUGUGUUUUCGUCAAACAACUUAUAGGAUCAUUUUAAGAAGCAUGUUGGAGGAGACUAAGGGUCAUAGUGAUGAACUUUGAAAAUGAUUCAGAGAAGUCUACUUUUCUAUCCUGUUGUUCUAGUUUUAAAAUUCCCUCUAGCAAACAUAGACUUUUUUAAUUAAAAUGGAUUUUUUUGUGUGUUUGAAUACAGAGUUUUUUGUUGUUGUUUUGUUUUGUUUUUAUAUAAU